Oryctolagus cuniculus (rabbit) is the source of this 7236-nucleotide messenger RNA. The record is from RefSeq and is a predicted model, not a curated record. NCBI's taxonomy places the organism in Eukaryota, Metazoa, Chordata, Mammalia, Lagomorpha, Leporidae.
CUUCGGGACGGCCCACGCCGCGCGACUCCGCGACCGGGGCCGCCCGAGGGCCGCGCGCAGCCGGGUCAGACGCCCCGCGUCGCCGGGGCAGCCGCACCUGAGCCCCCAGCUCCGGCCCAGCGGCGGCGCCGGAAGCGCGGGCGGAUCGCGCGCGCUCGCGGAGGGCAGCCUGAGCCCGCGGGGUGGGGGACGAGAGCCGCAAAGCGGGUGGCCGCGUCCCGCCUCACUCCGGCGCGGGCGACGACCUGCCAGUCGCCCCUUCCUUCCCCCCACCCCUCACUGCCCCUCCUGGCCCGGCCCCGAGCACCCCAGCGCCGGCGCUCAGGCAGACCCAACUUCCUCAGCCUUGAACUCCACUCCAAGUUCUCCGCGAGGAGGAACCUGCCGCCCGCCCCCUCGCUCACGGGAUCCGCACUUGAACUCCGCGGCGCCGGGGUCCACCUUGCGCCGCCCCGCGCGCGGGUGAGGAGCAGCUGCCCGGAAGCCCCGAUGAACUCUCCAGAAAGGGCGUGAAAGAGGGGUCCGGCCGCCGCGCGCCGCCCGGGCGCCAGGGGUCCCCGCGGUGGAGAUCGGAGCGGCAGAGCGAGGGGGAGCGGCUGAGGAGGACCGAGCGGCCCCUGGGCACCUCUGGCAGUAAUGCCAACAUCGAGAGGUAAACCUCACAUUUGGGCGGUGUGAAGGGCAGGGCUUCAAAAAUGGGGAAAACGUGUUUUCGAUUCAAAUUAAACAAGGAGUAACAGGCACCGCUGCUGCUCCGUCCAGGGCCCUGGCCCUGCCAAGCAAGAGCUCUCCGCCAUCAACACCUGGGGGCCUGGAAGGAUGUUUCACACAGGUCCAAUGUGGAACUGCCAUUGGAAAUGGAAGCUGAGUUCCUUUCUGUUCCUAUUUGCUUUGUGCAUCAUUUGUGUUGCUCACUCAGCAUGGGGAUGUGCCAACUGCAGGGUCGUCCUGUCCAGCCCUUCUGGGACCUUCGCUUCUCCAUGUUACCCUCAUGACUACCCUAACAGCCAGGCUUGCUUGUGGACCCUCCGAGCCCCCACCGGCUACAUCAUCCAGAUAACCUUUAAUGACUUUGACAUUGAAGAAGCUCCCAAUUGCAUUUAUGACUCAUUAUCCCUCGAUAAUGGGGAGAGCCAGACUAAAUUUUGUGGAGCAACUGCCAAAGGCCUAUCAUUUAACUCAAGUGCGAAUGAGAUGCGUGUGUCCUUUUCAAGUGACUUUAGCAUCCAGAAGAAAGGUUUCAAUGCCAGCUACAUCAGAGUUGCUGUGUCCUUAAGGAAUCAAAAGGUCAUUUUGCCCCAGACCCUAGAUGCCUACCAGGUAUCUGUUGCAAAAAGUAUCUCCAUUCCAGAGCUCAGUGCUUUCACAUUCUGCUUUGAAGCAAUCAAAGCUGGAAAUGAAGACAAUGACUGGACAGCUUUCUCCUACUCAAAUGCAUCCUUUGCACAAUUGCUCAGUUUUGGAAAGGCCAAGAGUGACUACUUUCUAACUAUUUCUGGCUCAAAAUGCUCACUGAGCAGCGUGCUACCUGUCAAAGAGAAAGAAGACAUUUUCACAGAAAGCUUUGAGCAGCUCUGCAUUGUUUGGAAUAAUUCUUUGGGCUCUGUUGGUGUAAGUUUCAAAAGAAACUACGAAACAGUUCGCUGUGACUCUACCAUUAGUAAAGUUAUUCCUGGGAAUGGGAAAUUGUUGUUGGGCUCCAAUCGGAAUGAAAUUGCCUCUCUAAAAGGGGACAUUUAUAACUUUCGACUUUGGAAUUUUACCAUGGGUUCCAAAAUCCUCUCCAACCUCAGCUGUAAUGUGAAAGGGAAUGUGGUCGACUGGGAAAAUGACUUUUGGAAUAUCCCGACCAUAGCUCUGAAAGCUGAAAGUAACCUCAGUUGUGGUUCCUACCUGAUCCCGCUCCCAGCCGCAGAACUAGCCAACUGUGCAGAUCUGGGGACCCUUUGUCAAGCUACUGUAAGCUCUCCUAGUACUACAUCACCCAUUGUCACCACUAACAUGCCUGUUACUAAUAGAAUCGAUAAACAAAAGAAUGAUGGAAUUAUGUAUAGAAUAUCGAUAGUGAUUCAAAACAGCCUUCAUCACCCUGAGGUAAAAGUACAGAGCAAGGUUGCAGAAUGGCUCAAUUCAACUUUCCAGAAUUGGAACUACACUGUUUAUGUAAUUAAUAUCAGUUUUCACCAGAGCAUGGGAGAAGACAACAUUAAAGUCAAGAGAAGCAUUGUGAAUGAUCAAAGGAUGGUGAUUUGGGCCCUUCUAGUUUACAACGCUACCAACAAUGCCAGUUUAGAAGGAAAAACCAUUCAGCAGAAGCUCUUAAAAAAUAACGAGUCUCUGGAUGAGGGCUUGAAGCUGUAUACAGUGAACGUGAGACAACUGGGUGUGUGCGCUGCCCUAGAGGAACCCAAAGGCUUUCACUGGCCAUCCAUUGCACCUUCUGAGUAUAGCCUUUCCUGUCCAGAUAAGCCUGGCUUUUCUGUAUCACGGAUAUGCUAUCCCAGCUCUUCCAACACAUCUUUGGCUUACUGGGGGCCUCUUGAUAUCUCCAACUGUUCAAGGGAAGCAAAUGAAGUUGCCAGUGAGAUUUUAAAUUUAACUGCUGAUGGACAGAACUUAACCUCAGCCAAUAUCACUAGCAUUGUGGAACAGGUCAAAAGAAUUGUGAACAAAGAAGAAAACAUUGAUGUAACACUUGGCUCAACUCUAAUGAAUAUAUUUUCUAAUAUCUUAAGCAAUUCAGACAGUGACUUGCUUGAGUCUUCUUCUGAAGCUUUAAAAACAAUAGAUGAGUUGGCCUUCAAGAUAGACUUAAACAGCACGCCACAUGUGAACAUCGCAACGCGGAACCUGGCUCUUGGAGUAUCAUCCGUAUCCCCAGGGACAAAUGUAAUUUCAAAUUUUAGCAUUGGGCUUCCAAGCAAUAAUGAAUCAUAUUUCCAGAUGGAUUUUGAGAGUGGACAAGUGGAUCCAUUGGCUUCUGUCAUUUUGCCUCCAAACUUACUCGAAAAUUUAAGUCAAGAAGAUUCCAUAUUAGUUAGAAGGGCACAGUUUACUUUCUUCAACAAAACUGGACUUUUCCAGGAUGUAGGACCCCAAAGAAAAACCUUAGUGAGUUAUGUGAUGGCAUGCAGUAUUGGAAACAUUACUAUCCAGGAUCUGAAGGAUCCUGUUCAAAUUAAAAUCAAACAUACAAGAACUCAGGAAGUGCAUCAUCCCAUCUGUGCCUUCUGGGAUCUGAACAAAAACAAAAGUUUUGGAGGCUGGAACACGUCCGGAUGUAUUGCACACAGAGAUUCAGAUGCAAGUGAGACUAUCUGUCUGUGUAACCACUUCACACACUUUGGAGUUCUGAUGGACCUUCCAAGGAGUGCCUCACAAAUAGAUGCAAGAAACACAAAAGUCCUCACUUUCAUCACCUAUAUUGGGUGUGGAAUAUCUGCUAUUUUUUCGGCAGCAACUCUCCUGACAUAUGUUGCUUUUGAGAAAUUGCGAAGGGAUUAUCCCUCCAAAAUCUUGAUGAACCUCAGUACAGCCCUGCUCUUCCUGAAUCUCAUCUUCCUCCUGGACGGCUGGAUCACCUCCUUUGAUGUGGAUGGGCUUUGUACUGCCGUGGCUGCCCUACUGCACUUCUUCCUUCUGGCAACUUUUACCUGGAUGGGACUAGAAGCCAUUCACAUGUACAUUGCCCUGGUGAAAGUGUUUAACACUUACAUUCGCCGGUAUAUUCUAAAAUUUUGCAUCAUUGGCUGGGGUUUGCCUGCCCUAGUGGUAUCCAUUGUUCUAGCUAGCAGAAACCAAAAUGAAGUCUACGGAAAAGAAAGUUAUGGAAAAGAACAAGGUGAUGAAUUCUGUUGGAUUCAAGAUCCAGUCAUAUUUUAUGUGACCUGCACUGGGUACUUUGGAGUCAUGUUUUUACUGAAUGUUGCCAUGUUCAUUGUGGUAAUGGUGCAAAUCUGCGGGAGGAAUGGCAAGAGAAGCAGCCGGACCCUGAGAGAAGAGGUUUUAAGAAACCUGCGCAGUGUGGUUAGCCUGACAUUCCUGCUGGGCAUGACAUGGGGUUUUGCCUUCUUUGCCUGGGGACCCUUAAAUAUUGCUUUCAUGUACCUCUUCUCCAUCUUCAAUUCAUUACAAGGCUUAUUUAUAUUUAUCUUCCACUGUGCAAUGAAGGAGAAUGUUCAGAAACAGUGGAGACGACAUCUCUGCUGUGGCAGAUUUCGGUUGGCAGACAACUCAGAUUGGAGUAAAACAGCUACCAAUAUCAUCAAGAAAAGUUCUGAUAAUCUAGGAAAAUCUUUAUCUUCAAGCUCCAUUGGUUCCAACUCAACGUAUCUUACAUCCAAAUCUAAAUCCAGCUCUACCACCUAUUUCAAAAGGAAUAGCCACUCCGACAAUGCCUCCAUGGACAAGUCUUUGUCAAAACUGACCCAUGCUGAUGGAGAACCAACAUCAAUCAUCCCUGUCCAUCAAGUCAUUGAUAAGGUCAAGGGUUAUUGCAAUUCUCAUUCAGAUAACUUCUAUAAAAAUAUUAUCAUGUCAGAUACCUUCAGCCACAGCACAAAGUUUUAAUGUCUCUAAUAUAGAAAAAGAAUGCAGUCUACAGAAACAUGAAAAUCUGCAAGCAGUGAGAACUACAAGUAGCAGAUAUAAAUGUGCUAUUACCUAGGUAACUGCAUAUAUAUAAAAAUGUAUUUUGUUUAGAAGACUUUUGUGAAAUUUAGAAUUUAUCUUUUCAGUAUAUUUCUUCCAUAGAGGAGCUUCCAUCAUCAGUAAAACUUCAGUACUGAAAGCAGUAUGACUCAGUAGCCUUUUGAGGUACAGUAUUUUAAGUACAGAAUUGUAUCAGACUAAUCAUAAUUCAGAGGAGACACUGAAUUUGGAGGAUAGAGGAGAAGCAGAGCUAAGGACAAACUCUAGUUUAGAACUUAUUUGUACCCUACUUCAUAGAUAUGUCUGGAUGUGGCCUUUUCCUGUAUCAUCUUUCUCAACAGUGAAAAACAAAUAUUUGCAACUAUUUGGAUGCCCACAAGUCCAUCCUAGUGCUUUUUUUUCCAUGAAUAUAGUAGUAUUUUCUCUUUUGCAAUGAAAUUUAAACAUAGGUAGAAAAAAUAUUUAAUGUUUGAUCCAAAGAUUUAAAAGGAUUUUUUCAUAUUAUAUCAAAUGUUUUAACUUCAUAACUAUUAACAUGCUUUGGAAAAAAAUGUUUUUCCAAAAUCAAGAUUUUGAACAAUAUGAAGCUAUGAAAAUUUCUAAUAUUUCCCUUAUCAUAUUCAAGACACAAGGCUCCAGUAUCAUUAUUUGUUAUCAUUUAAUCCCAUAGAUUGAAUCUCUUAUAGUAUUGAUAGUCCAUUAAUAUAGGGCUCCAAAGAGUAAUUUAAGAAUUAAUCUGCUGUACCUAUCCUUUUCCUCCUGUGCUGUAUACUGAGCCCACGGGAUUAAGGGAGUAAGGAGAAUUUCCAUUCAACAUCUCUGCACAAGAAACAGCCUUUCCCUCCCAGGAGAUACACUGUUGAGUCUCCAUGGUCCUGUCCUUUCUCCAAAGACUUUAAGACAUUUCCAGUUGCACAAAUGAAAGUUUCUAACUUCUCCUACUGAAAUUUUGUUCCAGGGAAUAUAGCCUGAGACACAUGGGUGACUCAUAAGAAUUGAAAUAAUUUAUAAACAUAUGGGUCUACAAUUGCUGGCCAAAAAAAUAUUUGUACUGAGCCCUCCAAUUAUAAUAUAUAAGAGCCUGAGAAGGUUUGGCAAGAUAGAUUUAUGGGUCAGUCUGCUGCCUAAAAAUCAGGAAUGAUAUGAAGCAGCUAAUCCAAUUUACAAACUAUCCUGAGUACUGCAUGCUUGCUAGUGAAUAUGUAGGAGACCACAUUUUAAUUGCUCUUAGAGUUGUAUGUGGUUCCUUAGAAAUUUGGCCUCAGUGCCUGCCGUUUCUUACAUUUGCUCUGGGUUAUCUGGGAGAUGGCAGGGCUUGGGAAGUGGCAGCAUAAAAGAUGAGCAAAGGAGGCAUUGACAGAACCAGACUGCUUAAAGGUAGAGAUCAGAGAUGAACUAAGCACCCGGAGUCCUUGCAGAAAGCAGGUAGUUCCCAGUAGAAGACACAGGCUGUGCAGCAACUGUGGGAACCUCUCACCUUUUCUGAUCUUCAGUCAUGAAGCUGUCAUUCAGGCUCAGACAGAUGAUGAGAUAAUGUGGUGGUGGAUUUUCUGCUAUUCCGUUUUUCAGGAGCCUGGAGCACCAUCAGGGAGACGAACACUGCCAAGCUCUCUUUCACAGGGAAGGGUAUUUAGGAGAAAAGGAUAGUAAAUGUUAACAUUAUCAAGAUUCACUACAAUACAGCUGUUCCAUAGGCUGGUUAUUAAUAGGCUGCUUACUGUAGCAGAGGUUACAUAUGGAUGAAAAUUAAUCAAAUACUGAAUAUUCAUAUAGUGCCUCCCCCAAACCUUAGAUAUUCAUUGUCUACUUAGCUUUCUACUGUGAGAUUUCUGCCCAACUUGCUUAUUUAGUUAAUAGUAAAAGAUGGCUUCAAAAACAGCCUUGCUUUUGGUUUCUACUCAUAUUCAUCCACAAUAGGAAAACAUUUUCUUUUUCAUUUGACAGCAAUAUCAGCUGCACUUUAGAAAUUUUGGAUAACCAGAUGAGGAAAAAUGGAGGAAUGACUGAACUGAACUAUUUGACUGGAUUUAAAAUUCUAAGGCAAAUUCUAUUCUCAGUUGUAAACAUGCAGUUCUCACCUGUAUAUAAUACCUUCAAAGGAGAGGGGUAGGAAUUUAGCUGCGGAGCCAAAAUUUAGUUUAGCUGACCUUUAAGAACAAUAUCAGCUCAGACUCUGUUUCUUCCCCAUAUUUUUAAACUCUGUUGUGUUAGCAUCUGACGCUAGGAUCCUGAGAUAGUUUCCAUUCAUGUCACCAUUGUUGCAUUGUAUAGAUUUUCUUUAUUGUUGGCAUAGACUCUUUUGUAUAUAUUUAUUUAUUUGUGUUUAUAAAUGUCAAUUUGUUUUAUAUCUUAGCUUUAUAUUGCCUAGCUUUGUUGCUUCAAUUAACUUUCUAUCAGAGAGAUUGUAUAUAUUUUCCUAAAAAAUUGUGAAAUAGUUUUCUGUAUCACUAUCUUUGAAUAUGAUGGGUAACAGUGAUUGUGAGUGAAAAUUCCAAAUAGUAGUAAGAAGCUACUCUAGCUGAUUUGCCAGUUUACUUAAAUGGAAAAUGUUUUUCAAAUAAAUACUUAUGGUAUUCGUGUUCUGAA